This is a messenger RNA of Asterias rubens (European starfish), 5933 nucleotides long. RefSeq names its product beta-galactoside alpha-2,6-sialyltransferase 2-like. The record is from RefSeq and is a predicted model, not a curated record. The transcript has 6 exons. Gene Ontology annotation, molecular function: sialyltransferase activity. NCBI's taxonomy places the organism in Eukaryota, Metazoa, Echinodermata, Asteroidea, Forcipulatida, Asteriidae. Bases 390 to 1964 code for a protein of 524 amino acids.
AUUAGUUUCUGAGUGUGGACUGCCGCUAGAAUUUGGACAUCUCCGGAGUUCCUUCAAAUGAAUAACUCUCAAGCAGUGAUACUUCGUAAUGUGACGUUAGUUACGCAGUUAGACGAAGCAUUUCUAUCACAAUGUUGAGACAAAACUCGCGAGGUGAGUGGACAGGUGACUGGCGUUAAGUGAUCCAUUUAAUCACCACCGUACCGUGCUAUCUUCAGUAGAUGUAGCUUUGGUUCAUCCAUUUGGGGUGCAACGGGGAGAGAAGGCGAAGCAGACGCGUGUCGUACAGCUUAUUAGAGUUGGGGCGUUGCAGCCCCGUUGUGUGUCUUCAGAACAGACUCGGGGGGUAUCGGAUUUGCCUCUUCUGUGGACGAUUUCUUGUAUCAAAGAUGAGAUUGGGUUGCUGCCACAUUAAGCUAUGGGGCCGUCGCAACAUUCUGUUGAUGAGUUUCUGGUACUUUAUCCUCAUGGCAUCAUGCUACAUGUAUUACACCUACACAGAAUGGCGACCAUCCCUCAAAGUCUACCAAACCAUCAUAAACAGACAUGACAGCAAGGUCCGGGAACCACCGGGCCAGGUUUAUCUCAGAAACAGGGACUUGUCUUUGCGUUGGCAACAAGCAGAGAGAUUACGAAUCCUAGAAGAGAACCCUAGGUACACUCCGGACAGUGUCCGCCAUGGAGCUGACGCCGUUCCUCCGGGUAGUGGAGCAUACAAUCAACAGUUACUCAACUCAAUUGUAGAUUCAUCGAGAAGUAACGACAACAUUCCAAAGAAAUCGAACUUAGCGUCCGGCUCAGAUGCUGUGGCUAAUAGAACUCGUAACGCAUCCAGUGCCCACGGCACUUACUCGCAUCGUGUUACAAACGAGAAACGUGUAGUAAAGGAGGAGCACACAGCACUAUCUGAGGAGGAGGAUGAGGACGAAACUGAGGAUGAGGAUGAUUUAAGGUACCCUGUGACUGACACAGUGGAUAUGACCACUAUCCACUUUGAGAAUGCCACUUUGAAACCCCCUGUACCUCCUAUAGUGGACGGUUAUGAGCGGAUUGAUUCAGAUGAGAGUUUGCGAAUGCGUUGCAGUCAGUGUGCAGUGGUAUCCAGCUCCGGUCAUCUCAUUAACAAAACCAGGGGUCGCGAGAUCGAUUCCGCACAGUGUGUAUUCCGUAUGAACUCAUCGCCAACUAUUGGGUACGAGGAUGACGUGGGAGCGAAGACCACUGUACGGGUCAUAGGUCACGUCAAUAUGAUAGUCUUGAACACCAGCCGUGAACUGCAACAGGAAAUAUUCAUCAACCAGUCGUCGCGCCCGGAUAAAGUGAUUAUACCGUGGCUUUAUUCGGCGGAUAAAGUCGACAAAGCAACUAAUGUGUACUACAAAAUUGCACAGAAUUUCUCAAAGACUUUUCCCAAUGUAGAAAUGUACUUACUAACGCCAGAAAAAGUGAAGCUGGCCGACGAACUUUUUAAAGUAGAGACAGGUUUAACGACGAAAGAGGCGAACACGUGGCUCUCAACGGGUUGGAUGACGCUACUCUUUGCCAUUGACGUAUGUGAUCAGAUCGACAUUUACGGACUGGCUGAAGAGAACUAUUGCAGGGACCAUCCGAACGACACCACACCGUACCACUACUACGACCCAGACGGUAAAGUGGAAUGUAAAUACUAUCAGACCAGCGAGGAACGACUAACCGGUGGCCACCUCUUCAUCACAGAGAAGGCAGUCUUCGCUCGCUGGGCCCACAAGUUCAACAUGAGUUUCCACUCGCCGUGGUGGAACAUCACAGCAUUAGCUCCCAACACCACGGCCCUGGAGACACCUUUCUUGAAGAAGUUCUACGAGGCGAAGCGGAACAACAGGACGAUCGUACGGCAUCGGAGGGUGAUCAAACGAGUCAUCAAGCGGGUGGUUGUACGACGGAAGGUACCGGUGUUGAAGAAAUCACCCAAGAUCAAAUCAUGAUAUUAAGACAAUCGUAAUUAUUAUUUGUAUAUUUCUCUGUAUUGUUUUAUUAUAUUGAAUUGUAUUAUCAGGUAUCCGUCCCUAGAGAAUGCACUUAAGAGAGAUGUGUUUAUUAUAAACGAUGAAGACAAGUUACUUUAACAUACAGUUAAUUACUCGUCAGUAAGAUUCGAAUAAGCCAAAAACAUGCUGAAAUGCCAUAUGUGCUACCUUCGACUGGUGACUACUCUAUGUUCCAAAACUUACAACGCCCAUGUUCCGACAACGCCCAUGUUCCGACAACGCCCAUGUUCCCUCCAUGAGACUCUGGUGUUAUGGUUAGGAUGUACUUUAUGCACAUGACGUCAUUCGAGUAGGGCGCCCUCACAUAGAGGUCACAGUGGGGUAGACUGGGCCCCUGUCUUUAUCCGCAAGGAUAAAGACAGGUACCUGCUAUUUAGAUCCAGUGAUUAUAUUGGAUACAAUCAUUAUAUUGGAUAAACGUGCACAGUGACAUGAGCUUUCCAUAUGCCCCAAACAGUAAACUCCUAUCACGUCCCCAUAGAAUUUGAUUGUGUAUUUUCUAUGUUAAAAUGGAUGUAGGUCAAAGGUGAAAGUACACGCCGGUUUGGAGGUAGUUAUUCACAAGCCUUGAAGUGUGACGUCAGAUUAUCAGGCUAACAGUGAGGUUGUUUAUUGGCCAAUCCUGCGCGUGACACUUUCUUUAUCAUCGGUUUACCUCUGAGAGAACAAACUAGACAUCUGCUAAAAUGCCAUAAAUAAUGCAUUUAACCAGUGACCACUCUAUGUUCCGAAAAUGUUCCGAUAAUUCCUCAUUAUAGAUGCUGAAUGACGUCAAAGCAAAAAUGGGGAAUACCGGAGUGUUAGAACGUGCAUGUGUGCAUGGAGGAAGACUGACCCUCAAAUGUUGUUUUUCCAAGAUUGGGUUGUACCUUUUAAACAGUGGACCAGGUGGCGACUUUUGGGCUACAUUAGAUCUUCUUAGUGUAGCAUUAUAAUAAAGGCAUACUGACAAAACAUUAAACAGUAAAAGUGGCCUCCUUGUCAAGAUGUAAUACUUAUUCGGUGACAAAUCUACAACCAAACUGGUAUCCCUUUUGCUCACUUCAGCGAUUCGCGGAUUCAAUACCUUCCAUACAAACAGUUUCGAAAGGUGGAGUAGCAGUAGUGUUAAUAUCUUAAGAAGUUGUCUGCCUUUAAAGUGAUUGUUUUAUGAACAAAGCUUAUGAUUGUCAAUCCUUAUGAAAAGUUGGUGCCGUCAGUACGUUUUUCCGUUUAGGUUUCCAUACUGUUAAUGACGUCAUUGCCUUAAUCUUUUUGCUUCCACAAGGUGUUAGCAAUAUUGAAUAAUGAACUUGUUUGCUAGUGAAAUGCGAGCGAAAACCAACAAUGAAAUUACGAAAUAACUGUUCUAAGAUCAAAGUGUAAACACAGUAUUAGAAAUAUUAACAUCUCACUAAUUGAAUCAUUCUUUAUGUAUAAAUUGUCAAGCCUUUUCAAAAUCAUUUUAUAGUUCUCAAUUUAGACUGAUCUUCAGAGGUGCUGUCACUUUGCGAUAUCACAGACACACAAUUUGAAAGAAGAUUUCUUACCCGUUGGCCUGAUUUUGGUUUUGAUUUAAAACAGAUCUUCCCAUAGCAAUGUCAUAGCCUCGUGAGGAGGCCUUCUCUACAAAUAAACGCAGAAAUUACAAAAAUAGUAUCACGAGACCUACUUAAUGAUACACCAGUCAUGAUACCCCUAACAAAAAGUACACGAUUUCCUUAUAUGAAAUACAAAAAGGUUUUAAUAUUUUUUUUUUUUUUUAAACAGGCAGAUUUUUGCCAAGCCGAGUAUAUUCAUGUUGGGAUACUCGAGGCCUUCAAUACAAAACGGUGGUCCUUUUUUUUUUUGGUAAACAAAAAAUACAUGUCUUCGGGUAGCUUUUGCUUCUCAUGUUUAGAAUUGCCCUCCUCAAAGAUGUUCCUGAUUUUUUUUUAAGAAGUCCCUUUUUUUUAAUCGAUUUAGAAGAAGAAAAAAAAUCCACAUUGAAAAGCACUUUACGAAAGUGGCAAUUUCGUUGUGCAGACAGAAAUUGCCAUCGGUUUUAGGCGCAAUGAGAGUAACAAACAUGUUGAAGCAUUUGAUUGAUACACCACAGAGUACAACUCAAUUUUUAAAGCCUUUAAAGCAACUUUUAAUCAAUGCUGUUUUGGAUACUGUUUGCUACCACUCUAAACCUCUGAAAUCUUAAACAGCAGUCGUGGUCAUUUUGGUAUUGUUGUGGUGUGGCCUUAGUGACUGUCCCAAUCAUUUGUUACGUGCAUUGUAUUAUAAAAUGUAACUUGACGGUUGCCAUAGCAAUGAUAAUGGCAACAUUAAGUGUCUCCUUGUUAAGGUCGUUGAGGGCGCUAUACUACAGUAGCAAGUGUUUCUUGGGCACACGUAUUUAUUUUAGUGGUUGAUCAUAAUUAUUUUUUAUCAAUACAUUGUUGAUGUAGCAUUCGAAUCAGUAGCAUUCAAAUCACAAGUGUUUUUGCACUUUUUUGUUUUGUAAAUUACGUUUUAAAAUCUUGGACCUACUCGACUGUGUCAAAAUGAUAUGAGUUUACUUACUAGUCGAUUAAAAAAUUCGAAUAAUGAACACAGAUCCAAUUCACACAAACUGUUUUUGAACGUGAAUUCCGUUGUUGGCCCUUUUCGACUUUAAUGUUUGUACUAAUCGUUGUGAUGUUUACUAACUACUGAAAUGAGUUAUUGAAAACCUUGUGUCUUUCGGUUUCAAUUCUUUUGAACAGUUAUUAUAUAUAUUACAAGGAAAUCACUAUGUCAACUCGAAAUUACAUUAUUAUAAAGACAAUUGUUACUUCUACUGGACACGUUUGGUCAAAGAACAUUAUUCUCACUUGGUGUAUCCAAAAGUAUUCAUUAAACAACAACUCUGUGAAGUUGUAAGUUGCAAGAAAACAUUGAAAGAAAAACACCCUCUUUAUGUGCUUCCAGAUGCAUAAUAAAAUACUAAAGCUGGAGUGUCAUUAUUUGAGUAUGAAAUUACCUCUUUCUAAAAAAAACUACGUUACUUCAGUGGGAGCCGUUUCUCACAUUGCUCAUUACCAAGUAAGUUUUUUUAAGACAAUUUAUUUUGAUUUUUUACCAAUAGUGUCCAGUGCCUUUAAACGGUUUAGGUGAAGUUCUGCUUGGAUGUUAAUCAAGUCCAGUGGGGCAUUGAAACUUUGUGGUUAUUAUUUUCAUAAAGUACGUUUUGUUAUCAAAUAAAUGUGUUGGAUGUGCAACGAUGUUGUUUAUUCCAAAAACAAACAAAUCAAAAUGCAAUUGUUUUGGUACAUCCGCAUACAGUAAACGAUGCUUAAGAUACAGUCAUUGCAAUUUUUGUUUCCAGUAUUUUAUUCUCGAGAUGAGUCAUUUGGGCCUAUAAUUAAACAAAACAAAAUUUAAAUUAUUAAUAUUUUUAAAACGAGACUUUGAGCAAAUUGUUUACUUCUAAUUGAUUUGUGUGCUUUCCUUUAUGGGUUGCUUAUUAUGAUUGUAAGACGAUAAUUAACUAAGGAACUCAACUAGGCUAUUAAACCUUGAAUGUUAUUUUUCUUAGAGAGCUUUAAUGAGGUUCACUUUUGUUCUUAUUUUUGUUUUGUGUAAAAGCAAAAGAGAAAUGCAUGCUAGAACAGAUGACAAAUUUGCUUAGAAACAGUCAUGUUUUAUACCACCGUAAAUCAAGUUGAUGGAGUGGAAGUUGGUGUAAAUUCAGUAAGAAAAUGGAGCCUUCAAAAUGACAGCAAACAUGUUGAAGAUGCAAUUAUUUACCAAAGAUUGAUUUAACCACUCAUGCCAUUAUGCUAAUUUGUGACCUUGUAUUCCACGUUGCUUAUUUCUAAGAAAGUGCCAAUGCACGUUUUUAAUAGUUUAAACGAGUUUGACAACUCCAUAUUAUUAUUUUAAAACAAUGUUUGAAAUAAAAAAAAAGUGAAAGUA